AUGCCGGAAGCUGAGCAACUUGCUGAAGAGAACCAACGGCUGAAGAAGGAGCUCAAAAAUCUCCAGCAGCAGCGUGAGAAGGAAAAGAAUGAAUUUGAAAGCAAGAUUGCGUCAGAACGAGAAGCCGGAAAGAGCCAUCAAGAGUCAGCCAUGCAACGGACACAUGAGUUGGAAGCCAUGAAAAGUAAGAUGGUGAAGUUGACCCGCCAGUUGGACGAGGAGGUGCAAAAGCGCGACCAGGUCUCGGCGGAGUCGCAGCAGUUGGAGCGACGUCUCCAGGACUUGACCAAAGGCACAGCUGGGGCACAGCCUACGUCUCCCUCUUCCGGUGUGCCAAGUGACGAACAAGCUCUUCGCGAGCGUGGCAGCCAGGUCUCAACCAAGCUGAUGCGCGUGGUGGAUCAGUGGAUGCGGCAACGUGACCUGCAACAAGCGCUGCUGCGGGGCGCCUCCAUCAACGAUACGGCCUUCGCCACCUUGGUGCAGGCCUUGAACGAUUGCCCGUCCUUGCAGACCCUGGAUCUCUCGCAGAAUCUGCUGACGAUGGAUUCGUGCUCGGACUUGUGCCAAUUGAUCACCACCGCACCCAGCCUUUCGUUCAUCUCCUUAGCCGAGAACUUGUUCUCCCUUCGUUCAGUGGGAUAUUUCAUGACCGCUGUGAUGGAGAGGCAGAACACCAAGAAGCUGAUGCCCUUAGACCUCCUGGACCUUCAGGGCAACGAGGGCCUGGUCGCCGCCGCUGCGGCGCCGGUGCCGGAGCAGUUGCUGACGCAGGUGCAACAGGCCAUGCAGCGGACGGGCAAGCUGCCACCCAGUGGUGUGGAGCUCGUUGCACAGGUCAUGCGAGCCUUGUGGCGCUUCUUGCACGACACUGCGCAUCCACAGGUGAAAGAUGCGAGCCCCGAUGAUGUGGCCUUCUUUGUGAUGGAUAAGAUCACCUUGAGGAAGAUGGAAAACGCCUUGAUGAAGAUCUUGCUCUUGGGUGCUGAUGCCGCUGUGGAUGCAGGCUUUGUGCAGUACCGCCCCGUGACGGCCAACCUGGCCUUCGCCUCCACCUUGGAAGUGGCCGAGGAUCCACGGCUCACCCAGACGCAGCCGGCAGAGCGCCGGCAGAGUGGGGGCCAGGCCUCGCCCGCUCCGACGGCGCAAAAGCCCAAGAUGAGCACCCAAGAGGUGCGCACGCAGCCCACUGCGGCGGAUCCCUUCGCGGACCUGAAGACGGCCUUCGAACCGCAGAGGGAAAAGCUGAAGACCUUCAACUUGAAGCAGAUCGUCACCAGGAAUGGCACAGUGCUGAUGAACAUGUUGGAGCGUUUGUUGGAAACCACCGAGAUUGAUGCGAGGGACGUCGAGACGGAACAGACCCUGUUGGAGUACGCCUGCCACACGGGCAACAUGGGCCUGGCCAAGCUCUGCUACCGCCGCGGCGCCAAUUUGUCGGCCAAGACGCAGAAGGGAGAGACGGCCUUUAACAUCGUGACGCAGAACAAGCGCUACGACUUGAUGGAAUUCCUCCACACCUACGGCGUCAAGGUGAACUCCGCGGACGCCAAGGGCCGCACGGCGCUGCACGUGGCGGCGGCCAACGACGACGUGGACGGCGUGUGCCGAUUGAUGGAGUGGGGAGCCGAUGUGAACAUCAAGGAUGACAAGAAGAGGACACCCAUUCAUGUGGCAGCCGCCAGUGGCAACAUGAAAACCACCAUGCUGCUUUUGGAGGUGGGUGCUGACAUGAACGCCAAGGAUGAUCGGGAGUACACGGCCGUGGCGCAUGCGGAGGCCAACAAUCAUUUUGUGCUCAUGGAUCGCUUGGUGCAACUGGGUGGUAGGGGCCAUGGCCUUCAUCAGAAGAAGGAGAACGAUAUGGCCCGCUCCAAGAGUGCCAAGAUGAUCGGUGAGUUGGUGGUCUCUGCAGGUUUGUUGAGGAGCAGUUCCCUGGGUCGCAUCGGCAAGGUUUCCGUCAAGGGCAUGUCGGGGCCCCUGCAGCCAGCACCACAAACCAAGUGAUGCAGGGAGAGGCCCAGGGUGCCGUGGCCACGGGAGAGUUGAG
This is a messenger RNA of Cladocopium goreaui, 2050 nucleotides long. The record is from the annotation of a GenBank genome assembly. NCBI's taxonomy places the organism in Eukaryota, Dinophyceae, Suessiales, Symbiodiniaceae.